AUGGAAAAGAUUCUUUGUACAUCCACUUCGGCCUUGUCCUCGACGAAGCUGACGAACGAAUUUGAACGCGCAGUGCUCCAGCUUCACAAACAGAUUCUCGAUAUGGUGGCUGAGUGUCUGGUAUUUGCGGGGUUAAGACACGGUGACGUUUCUGCCAAGUCGAUGGGGACAACAACCGCAGAGUUUCUGGAUUUCCUGGAAGCGCAGUCUAAGACUCAAGUUAAAAUUCUAGAGGUCGAAGUACGUGCUGGUCAGGAGCUACUUCGGCUGCACAAGACUCAAUACGAAAAAGAACGUGCUGAACUGGAUGAAGAAAUCACAGCACUGCGUGUUGGUCGUACGGAGGCCGAGCGACGGUGUGCCGAGCUCCGCACGGAUCUCCGGAAAUGUCGAAGUGAAUUGGCGUGUCAUGUUGCAAAUGCAACGGAUAUUCAGCGGUAA
Messenger RNA from Phytophthora infestans T30-4, 441 nucleotides. RefSeq lists its product as uncharacterized. The record is from RefSeq and is a predicted model, not a curated record. The transcript is spliced from 3 exons. Bases 1 to 441 code for a protein of 146 amino acids. Lineage: Eukaryota; Oomycota; Peronosporomycetes; Peronosporales; Peronosporaceae.